GACAAUCAUGAGUCGUGUGCCGCCGUUUCCAUUUCCUUCUGUCUGUGUCUUUGCCGCCCAUUAAUGCGGUAGCAGUUCUGCUGGAUCGGUAUUAAAGCAGUCACCUCUGCACGUUGCUCUUUCUCUCCGUCGUCCCCAAUGGCUGGCCUCGAUCCCCAAGCCCCUGUUUACGUUCCAGCUUCACACGAUAUCACUCCAUUUGGAAGCUACUAUUACUCCUCUUCGCGAACUUGCUAUGUUGUGUUCAACCAAUCUAUGCAGGUCACUCCAUAUUUCGAGCUUUGUCCCUACCCACCACCACCACCUCCUCCUCCUCCUCCUCCGCAUGGACUUGUUUACAGCACUUAUUGUGCUUGCUGGAAAGGGUUUUCCUGGAGUGAGAUCCAUUCGAUCCCUCUCCAGCUGCCUGUAGCUGAUGAUAGGAUUCCUUCGACUCAUCUAAGCAAGGAGGAGGAAGAGGAGAGCCUCGAGCCUGACACCAAGGUGAACGAAGAGGUGCAGUGUGAGGCUGCUGCCGAAGCUCGGAAGGGUAGUUUCAAAAGGUUUGGAUGCGGUGGUUCCUUUGGUUGGAGAAGGAAGGCUUCCGUGCCGAGGGCCAGGAGCCGGAGGAAGGAAUCUGAGCUCACGGGAGAUGAGAAUGUUGCAGUUGAGGUUGAUGGUGGAAAGACCACAGUCAUGAUCAAGAACUUGCCCAACAAAUUCACCAAGGAGAAGCUGUUAGGUAUACUAGACCAGCACUGCUAUGAAGAGAACCAGAAGAUAAUGGAAGAAGGAAAUGAGAAGUCACUGGAGCUGGGAAAGGGAGAUAUCUCAUCAACCACUUUGUCCAAGUUCGAUUUCUUGUACCUGCCUAUAGAUUUCAAGUGA
Molecule: messenger RNA, 867 nt
Organism: Musa acuminata AAA Group (dessert banana)
Lineage: Eukaryota; Viridiplantae; Streptophyta; Magnoliopsida; Zingiberales; Musaceae
Exons: 2
Coding region: 139-867 (242 amino acids)
Source: RefSeq, a predicted model, not a curated record